Messenger RNA from Ilex paraguariensis (yerba mate), 303 nucleotides. NCBI's taxonomy places the organism in Eukaryota, Viridiplantae, Streptophyta, Magnoliopsida, Aquifoliales, Aquifoliaceae. The record is from the annotation of a GenBank genome assembly.
AUGCUUACUGCUCUGACUAAUAUUUGGACUUGUGUACUAACUUAUUCCAGAUCAGGAGAAUCAGAGAUCUCAGGACUCAUGGUUAAUGAUGUAGUGUGCACCGAGUCUGAUAGAAGUAGGACAAGGCCAAAUUCUCCUGUUGUGGAGGCUCAAGUUUGGGAUGCUCUUAAAUUGGAUUCUGAGGGCCCACUGCCAACUGCAUCAGUGCUGCAAGAUAUGUCAAAUGGAAUUGCAGAAAAAAGGGAUUACCCUGGUUUAAUGCCUUCCAAAGGCAAGUUUUACCUCAAUUACAUGCACUUAUAA